UGACCAACGAGUGAGGAUCGCGAACGUUGGAACGGAGUAAAUGUGACUGUUAAGCGUCUUCAAGUUGUAACCCCAAGGAGAACGGCUGUUCGGAUUAAAAGAGAAGUGACAAAAUAUAAUUUUGAUAAAAUGUACUCUGCACGGGUCGGCAUUGUGUUGCUGCUUUCUUGGGCCAGUAUUAUGUGCCUUGUCGAAGGUCAAAGACUCGCGGUGCAAAAGUGCAAUGAGUACCGGAAGAUUACAAUCACUGAGCAAACACUGAUCCCACUAACCCUCUACCCAACGGCGAUCAAGUUCGAAAGCAACAACUGCACCAACGUCGUACAGCUUAUCGUCGGCGGGGAGGCUGCGCGAUACGGCGAGUUCCCGCACCAUGCGCUGCUGGGCUACCGGAAGGAGGGGGGCAGCAAAUGGGAUUUCGAUUUCCGAUGCGGUGGAACGCUGAUCAGCGAUAGGCAUGUGCUGACGGCGGCCCAUUGCUUUAAGGAAGAGGAACCGACAGUGGUACGGCUUGGAGAGUAUGACACGACGUACUCAGACCACCAAGAGUACCAGGUGGACAUUCAGCAGGGGGGUAUUCGAAAGCACCCGGAAUACAAAAAUUCUCGCUCGUACCAUGAUAUUGCGCUGGUGAAACUCGCAAAUAAAGUGGUAUUUUCGAAGUUUAUCCGUCCGGCGUGUCUUUGGGAUACGGAGUAUCGCAACACCUCCCGGUAUAUUGCCACCGGGUUCGGCUACAAUGAAACGCUCAGCGGCGUCCUUUCGACGAAAAUGAUGAAGGUACAGCUCGACGAGUUUCCGGUGGAAAGCUGUGUCGAAUCCUUCAAGUUCAAUCCCCGCUUCCGUGCAGGCAUUCAGGACGGCCAGCUGUGUGUCGGUAGUAUUGUGGAGGGCCGCGACACAUGCCAAGGAGACUCCGGAGGUCCACUGCAGACGGUGACCAGUCCGAACACUUGCAUGUAUCACAUAGUCGGCAUCACAUCGACCGGUAGUGCGUGUGGCAUCGGUCAGGCGAAGGCAAUCUACACCAAGGUGUCGUAUUACAUCGAUUGGAUCGAGGACAACGUCUGGGGUUCGAAUGCAUUCUAACCAGCGGUGUGUUAAGUGUCCUGGAAUUUGAUGUGAACUACCCUGUGAACCCUCUGUUGAUGUAGUUGGCAAGUGCAUCAAUUGACCGCUUUUUCUCAAGACACAAUAAAAAAGGCCAUGUUUAGAAGUU
Molecule: messenger RNA, 1219 nt
Organism: Anopheles coustani
Lineage: Eukaryota; Metazoa; Arthropoda; Insecta; Diptera; Culicidae
Product: serine protease snake-like
Exons: 3
Coding region: 130-1089 (319 amino acids)
Biological process (GO): proteolysis
Molecular function (GO): serine-type endopeptidase activity
Source: RefSeq, a predicted model, not a curated record